AUGGCCGACAAAACCGCCGAUGCGCCUGACCUAGAAGCCCACCCCCGAGGGGAACCACAAAAACAACGCCGGACCUUCGCACAGCGCUGGAAGCAAUCCGUCGAUACCACCUACGCAGACCUCAUUUGUCUGCUCCUAUGCCUGAACACAGGCCUCUGCGAUAGCAGCGCCUACAACGCCUGGUCCUGUUUCCUCGCCAUGCAAACGGGAAACACCAUCUUCCUCGGCCUCGGCGCCUCGGGCCAACCAUCCAGCAAACCCUGGGGCUGGCUCAAAUCGCUCACCUCGAUCGCCUCGUUCUUCGUCGGCGCGCUGAUCUUCUCCAACGUGACUCGUCGCACCGGCGCCCGCCGCCGCGGCACCCUCUUCACCUCCUUCAUGGUGCAAACCAUCCUCAUCGUCAUCGCCGUCGCGCUCAUCGAGGCCGAUCUGAUCCCGCAUACGGCCAAGGACGCGGCGCUGACGGGGGGCUCGCUCUUCCUCGAAUUGAUCCCGAUCGCGCUGCUGGCGUUCCAGUCUGCGGGGUCGAUCACGUCGAGCCGCGCGCUGGGGUAUAACGAGAUUCCGACGGUGGUGCUGACGAGUGUGUAUUUCGACGUUGCGUCUGAUCCGAAGCUGCGGGAGAAGCCGACCGCGAAUGCGAAGCGGAAUCGGAGGGUUGGAGGGGUGGUGAUGUUGCUUGUUGGGGCGAUUGCGGGCGGGUGGUUGAGUCGGAGUAGCGGGGGGAUGCAGUCUGCGCUGUGGAUGGCGGCUGGGUUCAAGUUUGUGAUUGGGGUGGGUUGGUUGUUUUGGAGGGCUGAAGAGAAGUAG
Molecule: messenger RNA, 810 nt
Organism: Aspergillus thermomutatus
Lineage: Eukaryota; Fungi; Ascomycota; Eurotiomycetes; Eurotiales; Aspergillaceae
Product: YoaK family protein
Exons: 2
Coding region: 1-810 (269 amino acids)
Source: RefSeq, a predicted model, not a curated record